CAUGUUAAAAUAAUAUAUUUUGAUACUUUAUAUAUUGCUUGUCAUAUAUAAAUGAAUAUAGUAUAUAAAUUUAAACAUGUGUGGUGGAAAUAGAUGUUAAUUUGGUUUUUUUUCAUUUUCAUUGUUUUGGUAUGUUUCUCGGAGGCAAUCCUCCCCUUGCAGCUGCUGACAGCACUGAAAACCUGUGUGCUUCGUGGUGUCUAUUGCCUAGCUGUCUACGAUUCCCUUGUGUUUGGUGCAUUAAGUCACACCGAGCUGUGUGGGAUGGCAGUCAGCUGGGCCCUUUAUUGAACAGAUUUAUCUGCUACAAGGCUAUGCAGAAGGAUGGAAAGGAGGAACACGGGGGGAAAAAAAUAGAUUCAAGGCUGUGCAUUGAUCAUCUGAUGUACUCUAGAGACAAACGUGGCUAUCAGAGGGGCUGGUUCUGGGGUAACGAGGAAACACGAGGCCUAAACACCUCUGGCUUGUCUGUCCAAGGAUCUGCCUCAAUUGUGGCUCCCAUCCUUCUGAAGAACUCUUCAGCACAACAAGAAGGGAGAAAUUGGGAUUGCCUUUGUUAUUUUGCCUGUUAAUAAAAAGGCCGCUUGUGGCUGUGUGCAGUGGCAACUGCAUCACAGAAUCUUAGAGGUGAUUAUUCACAAGUUAAGGAAAUAAUUCCUUUUUUUGUAACUGCUGCACUGAAUUUCAUAGGCGUGUCUGUGUCUUGAUGCCUAAGAUAUUUAGAGCAGGUUUUAUUCUUACAGGGGUUUUGCACACUAAAGUGUGUGCCCAGGUUUUGUUUCCAAAAGUGAGGUAUAGUGCUGGGUGUUUAAUUUGGUAUGUUACUUGUUCUGUUGUGUAAAUAACUGCAGUGCCCUCCCUGUGCCUGUGUAUUGCAGGGGCAGGUGAGCGCUGGUUAUAAAGGUGGUGAUAAUUAGGAAUAAGCUGUUUAAGCUUGGAUAAAUGUUUAGAAAUCAUUGCUUAGAUAUUGCUGUGUAAAAUGCUCACUUGCGGUGAGACACUUCUCUAGGGUCAAGCUGUUCAGGUAUAAGCAAUUUAUUAUAAGGGUAAAGAGAGGGGAGACCUUUGUCCACCACCAGCCUCGGCAUCCACGUGGUCCAGGGGAGGGGAGAGAGCGGGGAGAGCAGGGGAGGAGAGGUUGGAAAAGGGGAGGGAGGGAGUAAGAGCAACAGAGGGAGAGCGGGGGAAACCAGGGAGGCUUAGGAGAGGGGGGAGACAAGAGAGGGGUAAGAGGGGAAAAACCAAGAGGGUAAGAGUAAGAGAGGGAAAGAGUGGAAGAGGUAAGAGAGGGGGAGAGGGGAGCUGAGAGAGGAGUAAAGGGGUAAGAGAGAAGAGCCAAGAGGUACGAGAGAGGUUAAGAGGUAAGAGAGAGAGGUUUAAGAGUGAAAAGCUAAGAGAGCAAAGUUCUUGUCACAAUCCAAUGUAUCUUUUUCUACAGUGAAUAUUCUAAUUCCCAGUAUCCAAUCACUAUGAGAUACACCCACUAAAGACUUUACAUACAGUGUUGCAUUUGAGGCUCUACGAGCUUUACAAGUUCUUUCCUUGCUUCUUGGCCUUUGGGCUUUCUGUCAGCAGAAGGGCAUUGUUUUAUCAGCAGGGAUUUUCCUUUAGCUGGCUAGGCUAUUGUUCUCUGGUCAUAUAGUAACCAGUACUCUGUAUCUUAUGACUCAAAGCAGGCUUUCAUUUCUAUUCAAUUCUAGCCUUCUUUUUUCAGAAUGUUCUGCCAAACAAUCACAUUCAUAAGGUUUCCCUGUUUCACCCUCCCCAACAGGCAGCGAGUUGUGCUGCGCUCUGAUAAUUCCAUACUCAACC
Messenger RNA from Cyanistes caeruleus (blue tit), 1812 nucleotides. Lineage: Eukaryota; Metazoa; Chordata; Aves; Passeriformes; Paridae. The record is from RefSeq and is a predicted model, not a curated record.